Messenger RNA from Exophiala bonariae, 570 nucleotides. RefSeq lists its product as uncharacterized. Lineage: Eukaryota; Fungi; Ascomycota; Eurotiomycetes; Chaetothyriales; Herpotrichiellaceae. The transcript has 5 exons. The record is from RefSeq and is a predicted model, not a curated record. Gene Ontology annotation, molecular function: protein kinase binding; GTP binding; GTPase activity. Gene Ontology annotation, biological process: small GTPase-mediated signal transduction. Gene Ontology annotation, cellular component: cytosol. Bases 1 to 570 code for a protein of 189 amino acids.
AUGGCUGAGAUUCGUCGCAAGCUUGUCAUCGUCGGUGAUGGUGCAUGCGGAAAGACCUGUUUGUUGAUUGUCUUCUCCAAGGGCACAUUCCCUGAGGUUUACGUCCCUACUGUCUUUGAGAACUACGUUGCAGAUGUUGAAGUAGAUGGAAAACAUGUUGAACUAGCCCUAUGGGAUACGGCUGGCCAGGAAGAUUACGAUCGUCUUCGACCUCUGUCCUAUCCAGAUUCCCAUGUCAUCCUCAUCUGCUUCGCCAUUGACUCCCCCGAUUCCCUCGACAACUGGAUUUCUGAAGUCCUCCAUUUCUGCCAAGGUCUCCCAAUCAUCCUCGUAGGAUGCAAGAACGAUCUCCGAUAUGACCCCAAGACCACCGAAGAGCUGGCCAAGACCUCUCAAAAACCCGUCACUGCAGAACAGGGUGAGGAAGUACGCAAGAAGAUUGGGGCCUACAAGUACCUCGAAUGCUCGGCCAAGACUAACCAGGGAGUUCGCGAGGUCUUUGAAAGUGCCACCCGUGCUGCUUUGUUGACACGAAAGAGCGGUAAAAGCAAGAAGUGCUCAAUCUUGUAA